AUGUGUGAGGAUGGUGGAAUCAUUAUGGAUAUCAUCUGGAAGGAUUUGGCCUCUGAUUCGUUUCUUGAUGGUAGUAACUUCAGUACUGAUAUUGAGCCAGGGCCUCUGCAUCUUACUUACAUCGGGGAUGAAAAUGAAGGAGAAGGUCAGGGCAUGCUAGUGGACAUGACAUUAAAGUUUCAGAGAUUGGUCCCAGUCAUUGUAGCUUUCAUUGAUCGCUUGAUAGGCUGUCAAAAGCAUCGUUGGUUGGGAGAGUGUUUGCUUCAAAAACUUGAUGAGCAUUUGCUUCCAAGAGUCAUCAUAGAUUAUAAAUUAGUUUCUUACUUCCCAAUAUUUGAUAGAAUUGCUGAAAAUGAUACAAUACCUCCUCAAGGAUUGUUAGAGCUGCUCACUAACUUAAUGGCUUUCCUCGUUGAGAAGCAUGGCCCAGACACAGGACUGAAGUCUUGGUCUCAGGGAAGUAGAGUGCUUGGGAAUUGCCGAACCAUGCUGAUGCACCAUCAUAGCUCUAGAUUAUUCAUUGGACUAUCACGCCUCCUUGCAUUCACCUGCCUGUACUUCCCUGAUUUGGAGAUUCGUGAUCAUGCAAGGAUCUACUUGCGACUGCUGAUUUGUAUACCAGGAGGGAAGCUCAGAGGCGUACUUAAUCAUGGGGAGCAACUUCUUGGCAUAGCACCAUCUCCACAUUCGAAUUCAUUCUUCAACAUUCAGUCUCCAAGGCACUAUCAUGAUAUCAAGAGGUCCAAAAACAUCUCAUCUUGUGUUCAUCUUGAGCGUGUGAUACCACCACUAGUCAAACAAUCUUGGUCCUUGUCGUUAUCAACCAUGGGUAUUGGGAGUAAUAAAUCUGGUUUUAUAGACAACAUUAGGGACACUGAACCUGUUGUUUAUGAAAGGGAACUUGAUGGCAGUAUUGAUCAUCAGAUUGUGUCUAAAGCAGAAAAUAUCAAUCAGCCACUUGAACCAUUACGUGUCAUGGAUUCUAAAAUUUCAGAAAUAUUAGGAAUACUCAGGAGGCACUUUUCUUGUAUUCCUGACUUCAGGCAUGUGGAAGGGCUGAAGGUUAGAAUAUCAUGUAGUUUGAGAUUUGAAUCUGGGCCUUUCAAUCAUUUGUGGGGAGAUGAUUCCUCUAUGGGUGGGUUGGAUGGAGUAGAUUCCCUUCCAGCCAUAUAUGCUACCGUGCUUAAAUUUUCAUCCUCAGCACCAUAUGGGUCUAUUCCUUCGUGUCACAUACCUUUUCUUCUAGGUGAACCUGCAAGAAAGGGUAGUUUUUCUGAUCAAAUGGUUUCACUAGAUGUUCCUGUAGAAAAUGGUUCUGGAGAAGAGGAAAGCUUUCGAGCUCAUGUAAUUAUUGAUUUGGAACCCUCCGAACCAUCACCUGGUCUUGUCGAUGUUUUUAUUGAAACAAAUGCAGAAAAUGGUCAGAUCAUAUAUGGCCAGCUUCAGAGUAUCACAGUAGGCAUAGAAGACAUGUUUCUCAAGGCUAUUUCCCCACCGGAUAUACCAGAAGAUGUAAUACCUCUUUAUUACUCUGAUUUGUUCAGUGCUCUUUGGGAGGCAUGUAGUACCUCUUCCAACACAGGGCGGGAGACUUUUACAUUGAAAGGAGGCAAGGGGGUUGCAGCAAUAAAUGGAAUCCAGUCAGUCAAGCUACUUGAAGUUCCUGCAGACACUUUGAUUAGGGCUACAGAACGCUACCUGGCACCCUUUGUUGUAAGCGUGAUUGGAGAGCAACUUAUCAACAUUGUGAAGGAUGGUGGAAUCAUUAUGGAUAUCAUCUGGAAGGAUUUGGCCUCUGAUUCGUUUCUUGAUGGUAGUAACUUCAGUACUGAUAUUGAGCCAGGGCCUCUGCAUCUUACUUACAUCGGGGAUGAAAAUGAAGGAGAAGGUCAGGUUAAUAUCAGUAAAAGAAAUAUGGGUUGCUUUCUCAUUUUGAUAUUUCUUCCCCCAAGGUUCCAUCUUCUAUUUCGAAUGGAAGUAUCUGAUAACUCAACUUUAGUUCGAAUUAGAACUGAUCACUGGCCUUGCUUAGCAUAUGUUGACGAUUAUUUGGAAGCAUUAUGUUUUGCUUAGGAGUAAAUUCUUUUCGUAAUACCUGUGCACAGAAAGAUGAGUUCAUCUAUAUUUUUCUCAUCAGCUUUUGUUUUUG
Pistacia vera is the source of this 2149-nucleotide messenger RNA. RefSeq lists its product as uncharacterized. Lineage: Eukaryota; Viridiplantae; Streptophyta; Magnoliopsida; Sapindales; Anacardiaceae. Gene Ontology annotation, biological process: endosomal transport. Gene Ontology annotation, cellular component: AP-type membrane coat adaptor complex. The transcript has 3 exons. The record is from RefSeq and is a predicted model, not a curated record. Bases 1 to 2073 code for a protein of 690 amino acids.